Messenger RNA from Zingiber officinale, 2389 nucleotides. RefSeq names its product ubiquitin-like-specific protease 1D. The record is from RefSeq and is a predicted model, not a curated record. Bases 761 to 2047 code for a protein of 428 amino acids. Lineage: Eukaryota; Viridiplantae; Streptophyta; Magnoliopsida; Zingiberales; Zingiberaceae. Gene Ontology annotation, biological process: proteolysis. The transcript has 14 exons. Gene Ontology annotation, molecular function: cysteine-type peptidase activity.
AUUUUCUUUUACUGCUGUUCAUUCAGUUUUCCUUCUGGGCCGGAGAUGGCGAAGCAGCCUAUAAAGAUUGAUUGGGAGACGGUGCUUCCUGAGAUGCGCGACAACGGCCCGCCUCUGGAAGUCGAAGUGGUCGCAAUGGUGGCGUCGGAGGGUUCGGAUGUUGCGAAUCUCGCUGAUCAUGCGUUGCUGGAAUCGAUUCAGCGGUUGAAGAAGCACCUUUCGUCGGAGAUUAGGAGUCGGCUAAGUGACGGCGGCGCCAAGUUGAAGGCAUUGCUGUACCAGAUGGAUGCGGAGCGCAAUCGGAGGGAUCGUGUCCGUGACCCCGAGGUACGUUGACGGAUGCUCCAUCGAUGUUCGCUUCGACGGAGGAAGCAAAGGAUUUGUUACUGUGAUUGUUUAGAAGAAGGAGGAAUAGAGUGGAUGACAUUCUAUCAAUGCGAGGCGACAUACGGAGUUCCUAAAAAAAGGGUUUUGCCCAAUAGUUAGUUUUAAAAGAGGGACUUUUCACGUUUAAUCGGAAAACCUAAAUGGAAAUAAGGAGAUGAAAUAGGCUCAAUAAGAAGCAAAUGGGUUGCAAAUGGGGACGAAGUUAACGAACAUGUGGUCGUGGCAGGAGGUAAGGUUGAAUUUGCAUUUGGAAAUUAAAUAGAUUGAAGUGAAGAAAAUAUCACCAUGGUGGAACAUACUUCCCGUUUUUUGUUGCACAAACAACAAUAAAUUGGACACUGGAAGUUGCGAUACUACCACUCAGUCAAAAAAUAUGGAAUACCCAGUUAAAAAUCACAGUGAAAAUCCUAUACAAUCGAAGUUUGCCUCUAAGUUUAUAGAGAAGUUAGAAGGAAAGGCAGAUGCUGCAUUUGAUGAGGACUUGAAUGUUAUCAAUCAAUGCAAGGCCAAUGGCUAUGGGGAAAAUGGGCUACACAAGAAUGAGAGAGGUCAUCGGUUUAUAAUCACUUCACAGAAAACUAAACAUUCUUCAAAGCAAACACCUUUCAAAUGUGUUGGUAGAUUUAAGUUGAGGUCCUUUAGUGAUGAGCAUGAGGAUCCGUGUUCUUCCCAUCGUCCUAAAGAGAAUUAUUACAAUUACAAACGGAGGAGGAUGAGUGCCCCAGACACUAAGAUUAGGAAUUCAGUGUCAACAAGUUUAGAAAAGGUUAAUAAAGUUGUUCUUUUGGAUGAAGAAGAAAUUCACUCUGUACAGACAUCAGAAGAUGGCUCUGAUAAAUGGAAGAUGGCGAUUGUUUAUUACCCUUCAAGGGAGGAUCCUGAAUCUGUACAGCUUUCUUACACAGAUAUAGCAUGUCUAGAGCCUAAAUCAUACUUGACAUCUUCGAUAAUGAAUUUUUACAUUCGGUAUCUGCAGAUGUCCCUGUCCUUGGUUGAUAGACCAAAAGAACGCUAUCAUUUUUUCAAUACAUACUUUUACAAGAAACUUGAGGAAGCAAUUUCGCCUAAGGCUAACAAGGAAUUUGAGAAACUGAGGAGAUGGUGGAAAGGUGUUAACAUAUUUCAAAAGUCUUACAUCUUCAUUCCUGUUCACCGAGAUAUGCACUGGAGUUUGGUGAUUAUCUGUAUUCCUGCAAAAGAAGAUGAAUCGGGUCCAAUUGUCCUUCAUUUGGAUUCAUUAGGCAUUCACAGUAGCCAUUUAAUAUUUGAGGUCAUUGACCGAUAUUUGAAAGAGGAAUGGAGUUACAUGAAUCAAAACUCUCCUCCCCAAGAUCUUCCUUUUACAGAUAAGAUAUGGAAAAACUUUUCAUGCAGAAUUGACUACAAAACAAUAACAGUACCCCAGCAGAAAAAUGAAUAUGACUGUGGUCUUUUUGUGCUCUACUUCAUGAAGAAGAUUAUUGAAGACACACCUGAAAGAUUUAGAAGGAAAUAUCUCUCUAUGUUUGGUAGCAAGUGGUUCAAAUCCGAGGAAGCUUCUGGAUUGAGGAAACAGAUUCAAGGUCUGGUUCUUGAAGUAUUUGGCUCUGCUAUGACUGAGAACGAUAAAGCAGAAUCACCAUGUUGCCAUGAGUCACCUGAAGAUGAUUGUCUGCAAUGAUUUGAUCCCUUUCCAACUCAAAGUACUAGUGACAUUGCUGAACCUGCCAGAAGUUCGCUUUGCAGAGUGUGAAGUUAAACAGAAUACUGAUCGGACCUCAAAUUAAAGUAGAAAAUCUCUCUCUAUAAUAGGCCUUAAACAUGCCAUUGAACGAGCUCUAAUAUUGGUGAAAUGAGGGUCUUUAUCGUCCAGAGAUGCAUAUUCUACUAUCAAUUUUGCACUAUUUCGUUUGCUUCACUGUAUGAUUUGUAGCUUGUGAACACAGAAUUGUAUAUAUCUGUAUACACAUUUUGUAGCUGCAGUGCCAAUCGGGAUGCCAAGCUUGAUCAGUGUGUUUCCUGC